Messenger RNA from Zeugodacus cucurbitae (melon fly), 1450 nucleotides. Its product is annotated as protein late bloomer. The transcript has 6 exons. The record is from RefSeq and is a predicted model, not a curated record. Lineage: Eukaryota; Metazoa; Arthropoda; Insecta; Diptera; Tephritidae. Bases 179 to 835 code for a protein of 218 amino acids. Gene Ontology annotation, cellular component: membrane.
AAUAGGCAAAAGCAUCAAGCAAAACACAAAACAAAAGCAAACGCAAAUUAUUAGCGGCGGCAAAAUAGUCGCGUUGGAGGUGUAGGUAGUUUCAGUCUAUUCGCGCUUGGCGCCGUCGAUGGUUUUCCAAUACGCUAGCACUACAACGUGAAUUGUAAAUAAAUAAAUAGCAUCAAGCAUGGCGUGUUCAACGAAAACUCUCAAAGUAUUUUCUUUGAUUUGGGAUAUCCUCUAUGCGCUACUUGGCUUGGCCAUCGUUGGCAUUGGCGCGUACGUUAUCUUUGAACUGGAAUAUUUCAAUACUGCUGCCUUCGUCAUACUGGGCUUGGGCAUAGUGGUAUUCUUGACCGCACUGUUGGGUUCACUGGGUGCGGCACAUGAAAGCAGUCAGAUCUCCAAAGUGUUCGCCAUAAUACUGAUAUUAUGGGUUGUGCUGCAAAUAAUAUCGGUGGGUUUCGUUUGGAUCUUCCAAACGACAUUGCUAAUCAACAUCAAUAGCACCUUCGAUCAGUUGUGGGGCAGCCCAACAGUGCCCAUCAAGCCGGGCAACACCAGUCACAUAGCGAACAUUGAGAGAUGGCUCGACUGUUGCGGCAAUGUUGGCUCUAGUGAUUACCUGCUGCCGCCCAAUAGCUGCUACAACAGCCUCACGGACAAGCUGAACCUGGACGGCUGUCGCCAGAAGUUCCUCGACUAUGUGGUCGAGCGUUGGCAAGCGUUCAAUUUCUGCGCCAUCGGCGUAGUGUUGGUCGAGCUGAUUUGUGCCGCUUUCGCUUGGGUCUUGGCCAAUAGCAUUGUGAAUCGUUGGCGCCGCUCGAAAUACUAUCCCAAAUAAGCAGUUGAAUGCGGUUAAUUUAAAUGCGCAUAAAGGCCAAAGAACAUUUGUACAUUUGUACAUACAAACAAGCACAUAAGCAUGUAUAUAUAUAUAUGUAUAUGUAUAUGUAAACUAUAUGAAUAGUGUAUGUAUGUAUGUAUGCGUAAAUGCAGUUACACACCUGUACAUACCAAUCAAUGUAUUUCUUUUAUUGUUUUUGUUUUCUUUUCUUUCUUAAAAUUUUGUUUUUGUAAUUUUUUUGUUUUUCUUUUUGUAAACAAAGUCUUCACACAACGAUAUAUUGUAACAGUGUUUAUUCUAACGUCGAAAAAUCGGAAAUUGAUUACGCUAGUCUACCUCAACAUGCUCAUAAAUUAGCUAAGCUACUAAAUAUGUAUCUACGUUAGAGACGGAACUCAGCUUAGCUGGAAAAUAUUGAAUUACCAACAAACACACACAUACAUACAGUUAGCGCUAUAAACACAUACAUAUAGACGAAAUUUAAUAUUGAUUCACAAAUCAAACGAAACGAUGGUGCCAAACAUGGUGUUCAAUAGCAAGUAGAUUUGAAAAAUAAAAAAUAAUUUACAAAAAAAAAAAAUAAAUAAAAAAGGAAAAUAAGUAAAUAAACAC